AUGAGGAUACAUGGAAAGGUAUGGACAUACCACAACGAAAACGACUUCAUGAAUCCAGCUGGAUCAUCUGAAGUUGAUCCAAACAAAUCCAGCCUACAAUAUCGUACUUCAUCCAAUUCUGGGAAUUUCCUCCUCUCACUAGACCACUCGCACACUCAAAAGUCUUCUACCACCAUCUUGGGACUUGAAAAUUCAAACAAUGAGGUCAACCACAAUUUGUUAAAAAAGAUCUUGAUAUUGGACUUUGAUGUAGAUAGCCCAGCUGAUCAACAAGCUGCAAUGGUCUACAGCGCAGUCUCAAUUCAUGGAAAAGCAAGCCAAACUCAGGCUAGCUUGUCAGACGUACACCCAAUUGGAGUUACAAAAGUCCAAAAGAUCAGACUGGGCGAUCUCAUCAAGAAAUUCAUAGCUGAUCUUUCUGCACACGACAAGAAGUUGCUAUUGCCUACAGGGUUUAUUGACCGGAACCAAGCUGUUCUCCAGGCGGUGAGAGAACAGAUUCAAGAAACAAUCAAAUCCAAGAAGGGGACACUCCAAGGAUGUUGUUUCGAAUUCCGCAGUGGAGAUGUUCCAACAAUUUCAAAGCUCUAUAAUCAUAUUCAACAGCAUUUGCCUUAUGGCGGCGAGUUUUUCGCCCCCAAUAAAAUUCCACUUAUUGCUCAGGUUCGGUUCACAUACAUGCGACUGGAAAUGAUCAUCUAUGCUCUGGGUACAUCAUCUGCUCGGGCGGCUCAAUGGGGACCAAUCAAUAAACAACUACAGUAUCUUAAAACAAAAGGUGCUGAUUAUUUCAUCGUAUGGUCCAAUUUGAUUAUCCAAAAUGAUAAGUACUUCUUUGGCUCACCAAAGCAAUUCGCUCAGCUCCGACUCGAUGUCUCUGUGCUGCCAACCAAAGACGAUAUUCAACAAGCCAUGGCCACCUCAUGCGAUUGA
Puccinia graminis f. sp. tritici CRL 75-36-700-3 is the source of this 933-nucleotide messenger RNA. RefSeq lists its product as uncharacterized. The record is from RefSeq and is a predicted model, not a curated record. Lineage: Eukaryota; Fungi; Basidiomycota; Pucciniomycetes; Pucciniales; Pucciniaceae. Bases 1 to 933 code for a protein of 310 amino acids. The transcript is spliced from 6 exons.